Molecule: messenger RNA, 3001 nt
Organism: Heterocephalus glaber (naked mole-rat)
Lineage: Eukaryota; Metazoa; Chordata; Mammalia; Rodentia; Bathyergidae
Gene: Gdf5
Product: growth differentiation factor 5
Cellular component (GO): extracellular region
Molecular function (GO): cytokine activity; growth factor activity
Source: RefSeq, a predicted model, not a curated record
GCUUCUGUGGUUUCAGAUCUCUGAGCUCACUCCUCAGUGUCUCUCUACAGGAUGGUGGAGUGGGCCGCUCUGUGAGGUGGAGGUGAAGACCCCUGAAUCUGCUCUGGGGACUGGGAGGCCCCCUAAGCCUCAAGGCCCACUGUGGGGCUCAGUGCCAAGAGUCCCCGUGAGCCGUGGCCUCCAAAGGGCAGCGGUGACUUUUUUCACAUAAAUAUAUCGCACUUAAAUGAACUUAGACAGCAUGACAUCAGAGAGUAAUUAAAUUGGUUUGGGUUGGAAUUCCAUUUCCAAUUCCUGAGUUCAGGUUUGUAAAAGAUUUUUCUGAGCACCUGCAGGCCGCAUGUGUGUGUUUGUGUGUGUGUGUGUGUGUGUGUGUGUGUGUGUGCGCGUGUGAAGUAUUUUCACUGGAAAGGAUUCAAAACUAGAGGGAAAAAAAAUUGGAGCACAUAGGCAGCAUUACGCCAUUCUUCCUUCUUGGAAAAAUCUCUCAGCCUUAUACAAGCCUCCUUCAAGUCCUCAGUCAGUUGUGUGGGAGAAAGGGGGCGGUAGGCUUUCUCCUUUCAAGAACGAGUUAUUUUCAGCUGCUGACUGGAGACAGUGCACGUCUGGAUACGGGAGCAUUUCCACUAUGGGACUGGAUACAGACACACGCCAGGCGGACUUCAAGAGUCUCAGACUGAAGAAAAAGCCCUUCCUGCUGCUGCCACUGCUUCUGAAGAUCCACUCCUUUCAUGGUUUUUCCUGCCAAACCAGAGGCACUUUCGCUGUUGCCGCCGUUCUCUCCGGUGUCAUUCAUCGGCUGGCCAGAGGAUGAGACUCCCCAAACUCCUCACUUUCUUGCUUUGGCAUCUGGCUUGGUUGGAUCUGCAACUCAUCUGCACUGUGUUGGGUGCGCCUGACUUGGGCCAGAGAUCCUCGGGGGCCAGGCCAGGACUGGCCAAAGCGGAGGCCAAGGAGAGGCCCCCCGUGGCCCGGAACAUCUUUAGGCCAGGUGGUCACAGCUAUGGUGGGGGGGCCACCAUUGCCAAGGCAAAGGGAGGCAUUGGGCAGACACAGGCCAAGAAAAAUGAACCCAAAAAGCUGCCCUCUAGAUCUGGUGGUCCUGAACCCAAGCCAGGAUCCCCUCCUCAGAUCAGGCAGGCUGCAUCAUGGACUGUAACCCCAAAAGGACAGCUUCCUGGGGGCAAGGUACCCCCCAAAGCAGGAUCUGUCCCAAGCUCCUUUCUGCUGAAGAAGUCCAGGGAGCCUGGGCCCCCUCGAGAGCCCAAGGAGCCUUUCCGCCCGCCCCCCAUCACACCCCACGAGUACAUGCUCUCGCUGUACAGGACGCUGUCCGAUGCUGACAGAAAGGGAAGCAACAGCAGCGUGAAGUUGGAGGCUGGCCUGGCCAACACCAUCACCAGCUUUAUUGACAAAGGGCAAGAUGACCGAGGCCCUGUGGUCAGGAAGCAGAGGUAUGUGUUUGACAUUAGUGCCCUGGAGAAGGAUGGGCUGCUGGGGGCCGAGCUUCGGAUCUUGCGGAAGAAGUCCUCAGACACAGCCAAGCCAGUGGACCCUGGUGGCGGGCGGGCUGCCCAGCUGAAGCUGUCCAGCUGCCCUAGCAGCAGGCAGCCGGCAGCUUUGCUGGAUGUGCGCUCCGUGCCAGGCCUGGACGGGUCUGGCUGGGAGGUGUUCGACAUCUGGAAGCUCUUCCGAAACUUUAAGAAUUCGGCCCAGCUGUGCCUGGAGUUGGAGGCCUGGGAACGUGGCCGGGCUGUGGACCUCCGUGGCCUGGGCUUUGACCGGGCUGCCCGGCAAGUCCAUGAGAAGGCCCUGUUCCUGGUGUUUGGCCGCACCAAGAAACGGGACCUGUUCUUUAAUGAGAUUAAGGCCCGCUCUGGCCAGGACGAUAAGACUGUGUAUGAGUAUCUGUUUAGCCAACGGCGGAAACGACGGGCCCCACUGGCCACUCGCCAGGGGAAGCGACCUAGUAAGAACCUCAAGGCCCGCUGUAGUCGGAAGGCCCUGCAUGUCAACUUCAAGGACAUGGGCUGGGAUGACUGGAUCAUUGCACCUCUUGAAUAUGAGGCCUUCCACUGUGAAGGGCUAUGUGAGUUCCCCUUGCGCUCCCACCUGGAGCCCACAAACCACGCAGUCAUCCAGACCCUGAUGAACUCUAUGGACCCUGAGUCCACACCACCCACCUGCUGUGUGCCCACACGGCUGAGUCCCAUCAGCAUCCUUUUCAUUGACUCUGCCAACAACGUGGUGUAUAAGCAGUACGAGGACAUGGUUGUGGAGUCUUGUGGCUGCAGGUAGCAGCACUGUCCCUCUGUCUUCUGGGGUAGCACAUUUUGAGAGUCCCUCUUCACGCUCUUGGAAUCCCAAUGAGGUUGGGAAGCUGCAGCCAGAAGUAUCUCCACAGCCUGCAUGAAAGGGGAUUCCAGCAGUCCUGCUCACUCUGAAUGUAACUUGGGCUCAAGGUCUCCCUUAAUCCACAAGUCUGUCUGAGGAAUUCUGUUCUUCUCCUGCUCUGACUGGCAGGGGCAACCUCAGGGGACAGACUCUGAAUGAGACUGAGACCCAGAAGACAGUGUUUUCCAAUGAGACUCAGCCUGCCAUCUCCCUUUACGUGAGCCUCCCUGGCCUCUGGACUCUCCAGGGGAUCAGGUGCUAUUCUAACCAUCUCCAGGGAGAGCCACAGGUGCCACUUCCUCUUUGAAUCACCUUUGUGCCUGUGAUUUUCUGCCCUUGGGGCAGAUGAGAUGCUGAUUGGGCAGGGGUGGGAGACAGGGGAGUGGGCUUGGGCAGGGGUAAGAUGUAUGAGGGCGUUAGGCUGUUAGAUUAAAAUGUACAUUGAUAACAUAAAAAGCAAAACUGUUCCUAAAACUGUGGCAGACUGCUUUAUUCCAGGGGACCUAUGACCCCCGAUUCCUAACCCACAGAGGGAAGGUGGGUUGCCUUAUGCAUAAGGUCGGGCCCCACCCCCACUCCUGGGAACAGAAGUAGAACGAGGCAGAGU